AUGUCCGCAACGGGGAUCGUCUUCUCCAUCAGAUGGUGUGAGCAGUUCUUUCCAGAUCACCGCAAAACAUUCACAACAUCGCCCUCCAGGGGUUCCAAGACCCCCCUCUUGCACAUCCAUACCAUGUGGCGGUACCCAGCCUCGCCCAACCACAUCUCCGCCCCCACAACACGCUCCUCCACUCCCGACCUCGCUCCGACAACAUCCCGAGACGACUCAGGCCGCCCUUUGCGCCUUGCACCACAAGUGAAUUCUUAUUCCUCACCCAAGAGCAGUGAGGCCGAAAUGGUAAGGUUUGAGAGUAACGUCUCGCGGCAGACUUCGAGUCUUGCUGAGAAGAGAAAGCGCUCGCCUGGACGGGGAAUGAUGCCCAAAACAGGAUCCCCUUGGUUGGCUUCGGAUCAUCAGACCUUGAGUGGGAAUCGGACAGUUACACCAGUGGCGGGCUCUUUAAAUGGGUGGGAUGCUAUACCGGCUGGAGAGGAGUACUAUGGAAAUGGCUAUGAAGUGCCACGCCCAGACUAUGGACAACUACCCGCUGCUGGGUUUACUAGUGUCGAGCAAGAGGUGAACCAAUUGCGGACGAACCUGAAUGAAAUCAUUUCGUUACUGCAAUCAUUUGCCCCGUCAGCUCAACAACCGCGACCACCUCCUCCUCCACUGUAUCUGACGACCCGUUUUACGCGUCUCUCCUCAUCUGUUCACCAAUCCCUCUCCUCUCUGGCACCACACCUCCAUACAAACCUUGCUCCUGGAUUCAUUCCUUCCUUUAUCCCUCCUGCCACUCUCCUUGCUCCCGCUCCCAUCUCCCCAACCGCCUCUACCGCCAAAAAAACAGAUCCCGAGUCUAGUACCGAAGCCCAAACUCGAAGGAAGAAGGUGGAAGUACAAGCAGAAGAACAUAAUUUGGAUCAAACCAGGCUGGAAGAAGAGAUGAGCCAGGCGGAGAGAGAGAUGGAGGUUAUCAGGAAACGACGUGAUAUCCUCAUCGCGCGUGCCCAAGCAGCCGCUGCUGCAGGCCAUAAUAGCGUCGGAGGUCGACCCAACUCGAAACUGCGUCCUCCUGCCACUUCAUCUUACUCGGGUCGCAACGGCAUCAACGGUUCCCCUGGCCUUGGCAACUUCUCGGCCCUCUCGGAGGCCAGCGAGAUUGCCUCGUCGCGGCUGCUACAACAUAGGGGCUUGGGGGAGGACGUCCCUAUCACGGCUAAAAGUUUGUCGUGGGUUGGAAGAUGUCAUGGGUGUGGCAUUGGGGUGAGAGACGGGUGGAGGGAGGGGCCGGAUGGCCCGGAUACACUCUGUGAAUCUUGCGGGGGCCACUAUGAAAGGCUGACGAGGAAGAAAGUGGUAGAGCCAUACAGGGACAGUGAUACAGAGUCCUCAGCAUGA
This is a messenger RNA of Cryptococcus wingfieldii CBS 7118, 1389 nucleotides long. RefSeq lists its product as hypothetical. The coding region runs from base 1 to 1389 and encodes 462 amino acids. The transcript is spliced from 4 exons. Lineage: Eukaryota; Fungi; Basidiomycota; Tremellomycetes; Tremellales; Cryptococcaceae. The record is from RefSeq and is a predicted model, not a curated record.